AUGGAGGGAUAUGUGUUCAAGCAAGGCCACGUGGUCAAGAGCUGGCAGCGACGGUACUUUCGCUUGGACACGUCCACAAGUGUCCUCGAGUACUUAACGGAGCUCGCCAUUGCAUUGGCUGAUGUGAAACUGGGCGACGAAAUCGGAUCUAUUGAUGAGGGGUUUCUAGAGUAUGUACGCCGAGCACGCGGCGAAGCUGCCGAUCCCUCCACCAAUUGCGCCGUCAGUUAG
Molecule: messenger RNA, 231 nt
Organism: Aphanomyces astaci
Lineage: Eukaryota; Oomycota; Saprolegniomycetes; Saprolegniales; Verrucalvaceae
Exons: 2
Coding region: 1-231 (76 amino acids)
Source: RefSeq, a predicted model, not a curated record